Rhagoletis zephyria (snowberry fruit fly) is the source of this 1984-nucleotide messenger RNA. It is a transcript of the gene Pgd, whose product is annotated as phosphogluconate dehydrogenase. Gene Ontology annotation, molecular function: NADP binding; phosphogluconate dehydrogenase (decarboxylating) activity. Gene Ontology annotation, biological process: pentose-phosphate shunt. Lineage: Eukaryota; Metazoa; Arthropoda; Insecta; Diptera; Tephritidae. The record is from RefSeq and is a predicted model, not a curated record.
CAAACAAUUGGGCCGAAAGCACAACCAAACGUCAAAGCUCAAAUCCAAUGCACAAAGCUCAAACUUAUCGGCCCCACACUUUUGGACUUCCUUUCUGGCGCACACUACUUCUGUCGGCAAAUUUUAGAAACGUCGCCACAACACUCGUACGAUUUCAACGUUCAGUAAACGCGCGAUUGCCAACAAGUUCGGUACAUAAACGAAAGUGAGCAGUGGAAACCCAAGUGGAAGCAGUGAUUAAACUUAGGGAAAAAGAGGUGUAGUGAUCGUCAUAAACGUGGAACAGGGCAACGGAAACCGAACGUGUAGAAAUCGCAUAUUGUAAAAGAAAUUUGCAAAAAAAAUUUUAUCACAACGAAAAAAUCAUGUCAGCGAAAGCGGAUAUUGCAUUGAUCGGCUUAGCCGUUAUGGGUCAAAAUCUCAUAUUGAAUAUGAACGAUAAUGGAUUUGUUGUUUGCGCCUACAAUCGCACCGUGGAGAAGGUCAACCAAUUUUUAGCGAACGAGGCCAAGGGUACUAAUGUGAUCGGUGCAACAUCACUGCAGGAUAUGGUUAACAAAUUGAAAGUGCCACGCAAAGUCAUGCUUUUGGUCAAGGCUGGCAGUGCGGUGGACGACUUCAUCAAACAAUUGGUACCACUACUUUCGCCCGGCGAUGUUAUCAUAGACGGUGGUAACUCCGAGUACCAAGAUACCGCCCGUCGUUGCGACGAACUGCGUGCUCAUAAACUAUUAUACGUUGGUUCUGGUGUGAGUGGUGGCGAGGAAGGUGCACGUCAUGGUCCAUCCCUCAUGCCCGGUGGCCAUCCAGAAGCUUGGCCACUCAUACAACCAAUUUUCCAGGCCAUUUGCGCAAAGGCAGACAAAGAGCCAUGCUGCGAGUGGGUAGGCGAAGGUGGCGCUGGACACUUUGUGAAAAUGGUACAUAAUGGCAUUGAAUACGGUGAUAUGCAAUUGAUUUGCGAAGCCUACCAAAUCACGAAAGCACUUGGCCUCUCCCAAUCGCAAAUGGCUGCUGAGUUCGAAAAAUGGAAUAGUGAAGAGUUGGACUCAUUCCUCAUUGAAAUAACCCGUGACAUUCUCAAUUACAAAGACGAUAAAGGCUAUCUGCUGGAACGCAUUCGUGAUACGGCUGGUCAGAAGGGCACAGGAAAAUGGACAGCCAUAGCUGCGCUGCAAUAUGGUGUACCUGUAACGCUAAUCGGCGAGGCGGUGUUCUCUCGUUGUCUCUCCGCCCUCAAGGAGGAACGUGUGGCGGCCAGCAAGCAAUUGAAAGGCCCCGGUGUAAAAGCGCAGGUGGAUGAUCUGCCAAAAUUCUUGAAUCAUAUCAAGCAUGCGCUGUAUUGCUCAAAAAUUGUAUCGUAUGCACAAGGUUUCAUGUUGAUGCGCGAAGCUGCCAAAGAGAACAACUGGAACUUGAACUAUGGCGGUAUUGCGUUGAUGUGGCGUGGCGGUUGUAUCAUUCGCAGUGUCUUCUUGGGUAACAUCAAGGACGCAUACACCCGCAAUCCACAGCUUUCGAAUUUGUUGUUGGAUGACUUUUUCAAGAAAGCUAUUGAAGUAGGACAAAACUCGUGGCGUCAAGUUGUAGCCAAUGCUUUCCUAUGGGGCAUUCCCGUACCAGCUCUAUCGACUGCGCUCUCCUUCUACGAUGGUUACCGCACUGAGAAGCUGCCCGCGAAUUUACUGCAAGCGCAACGUGAUUACUUCGGUGCACACACGUACGAGUUGCUGGGCGCAGAGGGUAAAUUCGUGCACACUAAUUGGACCGGCACCGGCGGCAAUGUGUCAGCAAGUACAUACCAGGCGUAAAUGGCAUAAAUUAGCUACUAUUCCUGAUGACAUUCCACGGCUUAUUCUUAGUAACUAAUUAGAAAUUAAUUUUGCAUAAAUAUGUACAUAUAUAAGUACUUGAAAUACAAAUAACAUACAUAAUAAUGGUGUAAAUAAAAGUAAUGCAAUUUGGAUUUAAAGCGAAAUAUACU